AUGUAUUCAGAUGGAUACAUUAAAUUCUUAUCCAAAAAUUGGAACACCUUUAAUGAAAUUGAAAUAACGGAAUCCCUUGUUUUAUUUUUUAUUCUAGAGAAUUUGUACCAUACAAUACUUCCAAAUUUGAAAGAGUUUUCCAUAAUUGACAGCAUAACUUUUGAAUCUCUCACCUGUAACUCAAAAAUUUUAAAUUCCAGUUCUGCUUACACAUCAUGUACAUUAUUUUUUGAAAGUAAUUUGUUGUUAACAGAAUUACAAAAGGAUUUUCUCAGACUUUUAUUAGACACGAGAUUUCCCAGAAAUGAUGAGAGUGUUGUUUUUUUUGAUUUGCUCAAAAUUUUCUACUCAAAUGAUGAUGAGAAACCUUAUAUGUUAGUUUCAGAAUCUGUAUUGGCCUGGAUAAUUGAUAAAUUCAGUUCUAUUCUGGAAAAUGAUGAAUUGAAAUCCAGCGAAAAAGAUGCCAUUGCAUUAGAUAAAUUUAGGAAAUACCUUAACUGUGUUGAUAGCAAGAGAUUUUCGCAGGAAAUAAAUAGGCUAAACCAACUUAAAGGGUCAACCUAUAACUUAAUUAUAAUAUCUUUAUGCUUCUUCUUGCUUCAUAUAAAUCCAUGCUUUAGCGGUGUUGGCAAAAGAUUACAUAGAUACCUAAAAAAAUGUACCAAAAGUGAUCUGUUCAACUGCACCUUAAUUACAAACAACCUAAUAAGAUGGAACCCGAAGGACCUUGUACUUUGGGAAAUAAAGUCAAUUUUGACUGAAUUUUGGUUUAGAAAAUUUGAUAUCAGAAGGAAGAAUAUGUUGUUUAAAAGAGGGUUAUUUUCACCAGGAACCUCGAGAAAUAUUAUAUAUAAACUUCUCAUGAGGCUGAUUUACAAGUUGUUUACUGACCGCCUUCUUCUGUUAAACAAGUCGUUUGUAGAGGAAAUUUUAUUCAUCAAACCUUUCAACAACUGCGUUUCAACUUAUUUAAGACAUGAAUAUGAUUCUGUAGUUAAGAACGUGUUCCCAGUUUUCACAGAAAGAUUAAAGAAGAUUAGUACCAACUCUGAGUAUUAUAACAAGCUUAGAGAGUUUAAAUACAUGGAAGUUAAGACCAGAUACAAAAUUAUACUUUCAAAUUCAAUUUUCAAGUUAUUUUCAAGGUUCUACAACAGAUUGCUGAGAAAAUUUAGCUUCCCAAACAUCUUCAUUCUAUUGGUAAAUUUGACCAAGGAGAGAAAUUACUCAAGAUUAUCCUCAAGUGUAAUAAGUUAUAGGGAUUUGUUGAUGAGUGGUUUUCUAUACACCAGAGUGGAUGAAGAUUCCGAAAGUAUUUUAAGACUAUGUGAUGAAAUGAUUACCAAGGACACAGAAAACGUUUGGGUUGACAAUAAAUCAAAGAUGUUGUUGAAUUUAGUUGAUUUGAAGACACUCUUGAAACCGUUCUAUUUUGAUCAUGAUUUGGUUAAUCUAAUUUUCAAAUUCAGGGUUGUUUUGAUCUUCAAUGAGUAUUUAUCAACUUGGCACAGUUUCACAGAUUUGCUCUACAUCUUCUGUGACACGAGUGUUCUGAAUCGGUCUGUUAAAAUUAAGAAAGUGAAAAAUAACAGAAAGAGGACUAUAAUUAAGUUUUUGGAUCAUGGGAUUGAUGAGUAUAAAUCUGAGUCAACUCAAAUUAGAAAGGUCAUAAAUGAAGAGGUUUACCGUAAUGAGUUUGGUCAUAUACGUGGUUAUGGGUUUGGAAGUGUCAGAUACAUUUAUCUGGAUUCUAAAAGAAUUUGUGAGAUUUUUAGUGACCUACAAAUAGACUUGAUUUUAAACUCUUACAGUCAGCUUUUGUAUAUUCUUUUUAAUCUGUUUUGUAAUAUUAAAAAGUUGAACAAAACUACAAACAAUUUAGACCUUUCAAACUUCAACCUACUUUUCGAAGCUAUUUUUUUGGUUUUCAAAUAUUCAAGAUCGGUUCCUAAUCUUGGUACUAAAGUUAGUCCGCUUGUUGGAAUCAGGUUCAUAAAGGAAAUGAACAAGUUCUACAAGUUAGUGUUUUUCAAGUACAGGAAACAAUUAAAUGUAAAUGAACAUGUACCAUAUUUUUUGGAUUCUGUUAUCGCCAAAUUAGUUCUACUGUUUCUCUCGCCUCUUUUCAGGUUCUACAUACACUGGGUAGUUUCAGGUCAAGCGAAGCUUGAGUUGCUAUAUAGACAAGUAUUAAAGCUUAAAUAA
Messenger RNA from Theileria annulata, 2205 nucleotides. RefSeq lists its product as uncharacterized. NCBI's taxonomy places the organism in Eukaryota, Apicomplexa, Aconoidasida, Piroplasmida, Theileriidae. The transcript has a single exon. The record is from RefSeq and is a predicted model, not a curated record. Bases 1 to 2205 code for a protein of 734 amino acids.